UAGGGCUUUAUUAUGCUACGUUGCUUCCCGCACUCACAGUCACUACAAGCACUGCGAUCAUGAUCCAUCAAUGCAUCAUCCAGGCUGAGAACAACCAAGGGUAGAUCGGGAAGACUAUUAUGACUCCCCAUCAUCAAAUUGCAAAUCCACUUCAACGCGACUCAUCUACUUCGCGGCACAUCCAAUUUAAACCGUUAACUUGUUCUUAUUGACCGUCCUCGUGCCUACACUAAAACCGUUGUAUUAUUUGUGAUACUUCACAGAUCUCGGCGGCCCAUCCUCAUGUCUCCAGGUAAGACCUCUAUAAAGAUGAGCCACUCACUCCUCUUUCCUCAAAGUGCUCGACUACACCGCUAAGACUUGAAGUCCACUCGAGGUUCACAACUAUUACUACUUUGCUGCUUAAAUCUCGCUCAUCUUCUCGAAUCCAUCUCCUUCUGGCAACACAUUCAUGGAUCAAUUAGUGUCAUUCGAGGCUCUCCUAUUUCCUUCUGACGGCCGCAAUCCACAUAUGGUGGCUUUGAUGACAAGCCCCAUGUCGGUACCCGACCCACAUGCUCCAUAUAGCACCCUGCCUUCUCGGAUGCCACAUCCCGAAGUCUAUAUGGACUACAUCGCCGAAGGCCUCGGUCCCCGAGCCUGGCAUUAUCAUCUCGUCGAGGCUCUCGACGGUAUGAACAAAAAAUUCGUUCAUCCUUACGUUAUCUACUAUCCGACCGUCUCUCGUGACGGGAUGCCCUUCCCUAUCAAUAAGUGUAUCAGGGAGAUCCAGGGGCGAUCAUUCAGAGAGGCAACUGCGUGGCGCGGAAAUAUCAUCGUCGCCAAGUAUCGGGAGAGCCCCUUCUCAUCAAUGAUCAAUGGAUCAAUUGCUGACUUUCCAAUAUUGAGGAACUACUUUAUGACGCACGGUGCGCCUCAGUCCUAAAAAAACCGGCACUUAGCUGUAUGCGGAUGCCGACCGGAAGAUGCUUCUGUGACACGGACAAUCUACUUCAUGAUGAAAAAAACAUGCUAGAUGCAACACUAUCCUAUAUACAUGCCAUACGUGCCUAUUAUCUUUAUAAUAAUGGACAUCAAUAGCUCUACUUGUAGAUUAUAACUCCUCACGGAUUGGCACCUCCGAAUUACCCUUAGAAUGGGAUAUGGGGUUAGAAUUCCCAGUUGUUGGAUGACCUUUCUGUUCUUUCUUUGCAUCGCAAUGUUUAGGUAUCGGACUCGUGGGAUCAAUCGGGUGGUGCAAGACUCUGCCAACUUUGUAGUAUGUUUUGUGUUCGGUAAAGAACUUCUUCCAAUGUUGGACGCCCUACAUGUGUAUUGACAGAUUAGUCCUGUGUGAACACUGAAGACGUCAUCAGCACUGACCCUGAGCUCGUCAUCGGUCAGA
Molecule: messenger RNA, 1384 nt
Organism: Suillus plorans
Lineage: Eukaryota; Fungi; Basidiomycota; Agaricomycetes; Boletales; Suillaceae
Exons: 3
Coding region: 452-925 (157 amino acids)
Source: RefSeq, a predicted model, not a curated record